CGAGGCCGUGAACAGCAGCUGGUCAACCAAUCAGGGGGAUUCAGCCAGCUCCAGUGAUGAGACGUCGUCGGCCAAUGGCGACAGCCUGUUCUCCAUGUUUUCUGGGCCAGACCUUGUAGCAGCUGUUAAACAAAGGAGAAAACACAGCUGUGUUGAGCCAGAGGUGUGCACCCUACCUUCACCACCGCUACACAACGUUGGUGAUGACAACCAGGACAACAAAACUAAAACCUGGCCUCCGAAAGCACCGUGGCAGCACAGCGCGCAGACAAACACCAUGCCCAAUCCCAGCUCUUCCUUGUACCAGAUGAACAUGCCUCCUUCCUCCCAGUGGAGCGACUCCAUGCAGAUGCUGCAGUCUCCUGUGUGGUCCACCACUAGUGACUGCUCACCCUCUGCUGGGAUCUCCUCUGGCUUUCCCUUCACUCAACAGCAGCAGCAGCAGCAGCAACAACAUAAUAAACCCAUGACCAAGGGCUUCAAAUCCUUCCCCCUCAAACCUGAGCACAGACCCUCUUACCUUCACCAGUUCUGAUUAAAGGUGGUGAAGCACCACUGAGGACCUGCAGCUCUGACGACACGAGCCUCUGAACGAGCUCGGCUGCAGCCAACACUCCACAUCCACACGUUUGAGAGGUUACAGAGCCUCAGAGGCAACAUAUACACACUGGUUCAACAUUUUUCUAUCUAUAUUUUUCCAUGUCAAACAUCCCAAUUUAAAAGAAAAAAAAAAGUAUAUUUUGAAGUUUUUCAAACUGCCAUGUUUUAACUCUGACAGGUGCAUGUGUCAUGCUGGCAGCAGUUAGCCUUGUGGUCGUUUCUCUGUCUGUUGAGCUGACGGAUUCAUCAGACAAGAGCUGGAGACGUGCUCGGCCGUCACCCACUUGCUUCUGCAGCUGUGUGUGUGUGUGUGUGUGUGUGUGUGUGUGUGUAGAGGGGGACUGCGAGAGGGCAUGGGCUUGAAAUGCUCUCAUUUUGCCCCAUAAUGAGUAUACUGUGUCUACAUAGCUGUAACUGCCAAAUCUCACGCAAGAUGACUGAGUACAGCUACCAUCUACUGUUUCAUAACCUGUAUAGUACUAAAGUUGAAAUAUAAAUACGUAGUUCUUUUUAUUGAGAGGCUUUGAGCAGGCUCAGCAUAAAUCUAGUAAGCCACUGCAUAGGUGUAAUUUGAYAGAAAUACACUAAUUUUUCAUCCUAUGACCAGAGUUAGGGACUUUAGUUGUAACUAUGUGCCAUGUUGGUAUUGAUAGCACUUGCAGAUUAUUAUUUCCAACCAACCAAAGUGGUGUUCAGAGGAUGAAUAGUGCUAGGACAAAAAAAAUAAAAACGUUCUGAGAUUGAAACAUGAAGUUCCACAUCUUCAUAUCCAUCUCUAAUUAGUGCUUGUUUGCUCCAAAUUGACACCAACUCCCACAAACCCUAACUUUUAGUUUGUUUGAUAAUACAAUAUUUUUUGUGAACAAUUAUUGACAGUAUUAAUCUUAUUUUUGUAUUUUCUUACAUAUUAUACCAUAACCGUAUGUUAGUAUUGUAGACAUAUUACAUUAAAAAAACCAAUAUUUUCCACCUCCCAAUAUGUGAAAAAGCACAUUUCUUUUUCUACAAAGUUUAACUACARCAUCUAUCUACAGAGGUUACCAAAUAUGCCACACUAAACACUAAAACGUGUGACGAGGGUUUUUUUUUUUUCCUUUCGUGAGCCCUUGUCCCUUCGGUUUCUAUGGCAACGGGCUGCAUUUAAAAGCCCAGAAUGUUAUCUUUUUGUGAUGUUUGCGGAUGCCAAUGUUGCCUGUAUUUAUGAAAUGACGUCAUGUUUUCAGAUAACUAACAUACUUAACAUGUUUACAGAGAUUUGUUUGCUGUAUAUACAUAUAAAUAUAUAUCUUUUUAUAGUUAAUGUGCUUUGCACAAUCAAAAUAUAGGGUUUGUUGCUUUCUGUCUGUGUUAUUUCCCUAACUGUUGCAGCCUUUUCUUUUUUUUUUUUUAAAGACAUCAUUACAGACCUUGGACUGUAACUGUUAGCUUCUCAGCUGUGUAAAAUGGUUUACUAGUGGCUAUAAAAGAUUGAAAAAAAAAAAAUGUUGACCUGAUAGAAAAUAUGAACGGGGACCGCUUGGCUUUUGUUGCUUUUUGUUCUCUUGAGCUGGCAACUGAUUCUUUCCAAGUGUACCAGCAAUGCAAAAAAAUAAAAAAUAAAUAAAAUAAUAAUUAGCAUUUUGAAA
Molecule: messenger RNA, 2225 nt
Organism: Austrofundulus limnaeus
Lineage: Eukaryota; Metazoa; Chordata; Actinopteri; Cyprinodontiformes; Rivulidae
Biological process (GO): Rac protein signal transduction
Molecular function (GO): CCR4-NOT complex binding
Source: RefSeq, a predicted model, not a curated record